This is a messenger RNA of Ceratitis capitata (Mediterranean fruit fly), 841 nucleotides long. RefSeq names its product tctex1 domain-containing protein 2. The record is from RefSeq and is a predicted model, not a curated record. The coding region runs from base 120 to 584 and encodes 154 amino acids. Gene Ontology annotation, cellular component: cytoplasmic dynein complex; cytoplasm. Gene Ontology annotation, molecular function: dynein intermediate chain binding. The transcript has 3 exons. Gene Ontology annotation, biological process: microtubule-based movement. NCBI's taxonomy places the organism in Eukaryota, Metazoa, Arthropoda, Insecta, Diptera, Tephritidae.
CAACCUUAAAGCAUAGGAUUUGUUUUGAAUAUUUUUUCCUAAAUGCAUUCAUACACGGGAAAUGAUAGUUAAGUUUUCUGAAAAUUUGGUGCUAGGUAACAUACAAAAAUAAAUUAAAAAUGGAUUCAAUAGUGGAUGACGAUGAAAAGAGAGUUACUGAUGUUGGCGACGCAAACGACCUACUUUUAUUGGAAGACACUGGAGAAGAAACAGGAAUAAAUUUGCCUGUAACAUCAUAUCGGAUGAAACCUGCAUUAAGGGAAUUAUUUCCGGCUUCCAGAAUUAAAAGUAUAAUUCAAAAUACGAUUUACGAAAAAUUGCAAGGAAAGGUUUACAAUACAGAUGAAGCGCGUAAAUGGACUCGAGAAAUUUCUGAUGAAGUAAGUUUUGCUGUAAAGGAACUGGUUCAUAUGCCCCGCUUCAAGCAUGUUGUACAAGUCACUCUUGGGCAGCAACUAGGUGCUGGUUGUCGCUAUAUAGCGAAAUGCUGCUGGGAUGCCGAGUCCGAUUCCCAUGCUUCAGAUGUUUUUACCAAUGCUAGUCUUUUUUGUGUUUGUACUGUUUUUGGUGUAUAUUUAUAUUAGACAUAUUUUUAAUUGCAAAUGAAUUACAUUUCUUAAUUUAUAUACAAGUAUAGAUUUAGUAACAUAUGAAUUAAAAGCUUUUCAUAAAAAUCAACAAGAUGUACAACACAAAUUGAAGCAGGAGCUCGGCCGAAAAUAACAUCAGCUAUUGUCGACUAUUUUAAUUAAUUUAUGUAAAUAAGGGAAGUAAAUUUGCUGAAAUUUAAGCUAUGUUGUAUCGAUUUUAAUAAAUUGAUCUACGUGAUUACCAAACCCUC